GCCGAACUGGCACUCAGUGCGCGCGUUCUCUCGCCGCCGGUGGUAGUGUCCGAGGUGCGCGGACGCAUGCGCGCUUUUCCGCGAGCAUGGUGUCUACGCCUAACUGGUGAAGUGUCAUCGUAGUGACGUUGUGAUACAAACAGCAGACGAUAUGUCCUGUGAAAGGAGAACAAAGGCCGCCCGUUUCCUCGACCUGCGGUACAAGAGCGGGGUGCGCUCAGUGAGGGGCGGGGGUGGGGGCGGCGGCGUCGGCGGCGCAGAAGAGGCGCGGCGCGGCGGCCUCAAGGCGCUGCCGAAGCGCGCCCGCACUCGCUGCAGGGGUAUGAACAUGGGGCAAAAGUUGUCCGGCGGUGUCAAGUCGGUGUCGCGCGAGUGCACGGCGCCGUUCAAGGCGGUAGUGGCUCGCGAGCUGGCCCCCGAGCCGCCUCGGCCUGCGCGCCUCGACGCGCUGCUAGACGCGCCGCCUGCGCAUCCCGACACACAAUUAAAGCACGCGUGGAACCCAGAUGACCGGUCGUUAAACAUAUUCGUUAAAGAGGAAGACGCGUUAACAUUCCACCGGCACCCGGUGGCUCAAAGUACGGACUGUAUCCGCGGUCGUGUCGGCUACUCGCGCGGGCUGCACUGCUGGGAGGUGGUGUGGCCCGCGAGGCAGCGCGGUACACACGCGGUGGUGGGUGUGGCAACUGCGCACGCGCCCCUACACUCGGUCGGCUACCAGAGCCUCGUGGGAGCGACAGACCAAAGCUGGGGAUGGGAUCUCGGAAGAAAUAAGGUAUACCACAACGCGAAGGGCACGGGCGGCAGCGGAACUACGUACCCCGCGCUGCUGCGGCCCGACGAGCAGUUCCUCGUGCCGGACCGGCUGCUCGUGGUGCUCGACAUGGACGAGGGCACGCUCGCCUUCUGCGCGGACGGCCGCUACCUCGGCGUGGCGGCGCGCGGCCUGCGCGGGAAGACGCUGUAUCCUAUCGUCUCCGCGGUCUGGGGACACGCCGAAAUAACUAUGAAGUAUAUAGGCGGGCUCGAUCCCGAGCCGCUGCCGCUAAUGGAGCUGUGCCGACGCGUGAUCCGCCAGCGCGUGGGGCGCGCGCGCCUCCGCGCCGCCGCGUCGCGCCUGGCGCUGCCGCCCGCGCUCACCGCCUACCUGCUGUACCGCGCGCCCUAGCCGCCCCGCGCGCCGCCGCCCGCCCCGCCCGCCCGACACCCGCACGCGCACACAGAGACUCCUUACCGCAGUGCCCGACCUCGACCGGAUCGCAUCGUGCCAGAUGACCCGAAACCGUUGACGCCUCUCACGGAGUGGGGGACGAAUCGACUGAGCGAAGUUAACCCCGGCGUCCAGCUUCUGCCCGACUUCGACGAGAUUCAUGAUACUUCUGUGUCCGAGUUCGAUUCGCCACGCAUUCGAUGAACAAUUUAUAGUAGUGCAAUGCGACAGAAUCUCAUUUGCAAAAAAAUAGCUCGU
Molecule: messenger RNA, 1468 nt
Organism: Vanessa atalanta (red admiral)
Lineage: Eukaryota; Metazoa; Arthropoda; Insecta; Lepidoptera; Nymphalidae
Gene: gus
Product: protein gustavus
Exons: 5
Coding region: 152-1168 (338 amino acids)
Biological process (GO): proteasome-mediated ubiquitin-dependent protein catabolic process
Cellular component (GO): SCF ubiquitin ligase complex
Molecular function (GO): protein binding
Source: RefSeq, a predicted model, not a curated record